Molecule: messenger RNA, 5938 nt
Organism: Acanthopagrus latus (yellowfin seabream)
Lineage: Eukaryota; Metazoa; Chordata; Actinopteri; Spariformes; Sparidae
Gene: abl1
Product: c-abl oncogene 1, non-receptor tyrosine kinase
Exons: 12
Coding region: 829-4209 (1126 amino acids)
Biological process (GO): regulation of apoptotic process; protein phosphorylation
Molecular function (GO): protein binding; ATP binding; non-membrane spanning protein tyrosine kinase activity
Source: RefSeq, a predicted model, not a curated record
GCCCCACCCACAUAUUUCUGUAAACCACCUUGCGUAUGGAAGUAUGGCGGCACCAGCGACUCCACUACUACUCGGCCAAAGUUUAUUGCUCAGAUUUUCACGUGAAAGCGAUGAAUAAGUACGCGAACCGGGGGCUCGGCAACGAAGAGCUCGGCGACUGUAAACAGAGGAAAGCGUCUGCAGAAAGAGUCGUCGGUGUCCGGCCGGCAGAGCUUCCUCGAUUUGUCUUCACCUCCUUGAUUGAAGUGCCUUUAGUCCGGGUACCACAGGGGAAGAAACUCCGCAAGACGGGAAGAGUGGACACGGAAGUUUGAAACAAACUGAACACUCUGCCUUUGGAAAGACUACCUGUAAAGCAUUAUCUUCUGGCGACCAGAGAUGUUUUCUGAGACAUUUAAGUGCACUUGACCGACGUUUAUGACCAGCGUGUAAACAGCGACCCAGCGAGAUCCAACUGUUGAGUGCUCGCUGCGCUGCAUACCACCAGCUAACGUUAGUUAGCUUCCAUGGCUACCUUCAACAUUAGCUUGAGGUCGCCUGCUAACCAACGAUAUAACUGUUUCUAUGGCCGCGUUACUUUGAAAUGCCUUUCUUUGACCUCUGAAGCACCCAAGCUCCAUUAAUGCACUAUAAACAGAGACAUACUGGAGUAAUACGGAUCUGCAUUGGUGACCUGCAUCACCCACACUCCAGGAGAGGACAGACUGAUCCAGGGAAAGGGGUUCUUGUCCUCUCCCCAUCCCCUCCCUGCCUGGUGGCCCACUGUUGGAGGGUGAGCAACUGAGACCAGCUUGGAGAGUCCCGGCUGUGGCCUGGCACCCUGCCCUUAUGGGGCAGCAGCCGGGGAAGUUUGUAGGGGACCAGAGGAGACCCAGUCUGCCGGCCUUCAUCAAGGGUGGGAGGAGGGAGUCGUCACGCCAUGGGACGCAGCCCUGUAACGUUUUUGCUGUGCACGAAGCUCUGCAGAGACCAGACUUCGAGAGUCAGGGUUUGACAGAAGCAGCCCGCUGGAACUCCAAAGAGAACCUGUUGGCAGGACCCAGCGAGAAUGACCCCAACCUGUUUGUCGCGCUCUAUGACUUUGUGGCCAGUGGCGACAACACACUCAGCAUUACCAAAGGAGAGAAGCUGCGUGUGCUGGGUUACAACCACAACGGCGAGUGGUGCGAGGCACAGACCAAGAAUGGCCAGGGUUGGGUGCCGUCAAACUACAUCACUCCAGUCAAUAGCCUGGAGAAGCACAGCUGGUACCAUGGACCCGUGUCACGCAAUGCGGCAGAGUACCUGCUCAGCUCGGGCAUCAACGGAAGCUUUCUGGUCCGAGAGAGUGAGAGCAGCCCUGGUCAGAGGUCCAUUUCUCUGCGGUACGAGGGGAGAGUCUACCAUUACAGGAUUAACACUGCGUCUGACGGCAAGAAACUCUUUUUCUUCCAGCUGUACGUCUCGUCAGAAAGCCGUUUCAACACACUGGCGGAGCUGGUGCACCACCAUUCCACGGUGGCAGACGGCCUCAUCACCACACUGCACUACCCGGCGCCGAAGCGCAACAAGCCCACCAUCUACGGAGUUUCUCCCAACUACGACAAGUGGGAGAUGGAGCGCACUGACAUCACCAUGAAGCAUAAGCUGGGAGGGGGCCAGUACGGGGAGGUGUACGAGGGGGUUUGGAAGAAGUACAACCUCACUGUGGCAGUCAAAACACUAAAGGAGGAUACAAUGGAGGUGGAGGAGUUUCUGAAGGAGGCUGCUGUCAUGAAAGAAAUCAAACACCCCAACUUGGUACAACUAUUAGGUGUGUGCACACGGGAGCCACCAUUCUACAUUAUCACGGAGUUCAUGACCCAUGGUAAUUUACUAGACUACCUGAGGGAGUGCAACAGAGAGGAGGUCAAUGCCGUCGUGCUGCUCCACAUGGCCACACAGAUCUCCUCUGCCAUGGAGUACCUGGAGAAAAAAAACUUUAUUCACAGGGACCUAGCUGCACGUAACUGCCUGGUCGGGGAGAACCACCUUGUGAAGGUUGCAGACUUCGGCCUUAGCAGACUGAUGACUGGAGACACCUACACAGCUCAUGCUGGGGCCAAGUUCCCCAUCAAAUGGACCGCCCCGGAGAGUCUGGCCUACAACAAGUUCUCUAUUAAGUCUGAUGUCUGGGCAUUUGGAGUUCUGCUGUGGGAGAUCGCCACCUACGGCAUGUCCCCUUACCCCGGCAUUGACCUGUCGCAGGUGUACGAGCUGCUGGAAAAAGAUUACCGCAUGGACCGACCAGAGGGCUGCCCCGAGAAGGUCUAUGAGCUCAUGACAGCCUGUUGGAGGUGGAACCCUUUAGAACGUCCAUCUUUUGCUGAAACACACCAAGCCUUCGAGACGAUGUUCCAGGAGUCCAGCAUCUCCGACGAAGUGGAAAAGGAGCUGGGCAAGAAAGGGAAGAAGGCGACAUUAGGCUCCAUCCAGCAGGCUCCAGAGCUGCCUACCAAAACCAGAAUCCUCCGCAAAAACACGGACAACCGGGAUGGAGACAGUCCCGACCCAGUGGACCCAGAGGCAGCUGUGUCGUCACCCAUGCUCCCCAGGAAAGAGCGCCCCCUCCUGGACAGUAACCUGAACGAGGAUGACCGCUUGCUACCCAAAGACAAGGACAAGACACGUGGCAGUGGCUUUCUCAGUCUCAUCAAGAAAAAGAAAAAGAAUGCACCCGCUCCACCCAAACGCAGCUCCUCUUUCAGGGAGAUGGAUGUCCACCAUGACAGGAGGGGCGUGACUCCAGAUCCUCGGGACAGUGACAGCUUCAACAACGGUGCAUCUUUGGCCAUUAAUGAUGUCACACAUGGCCUUGAUAAUGCAAAGUUCCUGAGCACUAACAAUAAUGGGGCAGGGGGGAUCACCAAUGGAGCUCCUACCUACCCGGGACCUUUGUUUCCCAGGAAGAAGGGAGGUCCUGCAGUGCCUGGUCCUGGAGGAAAAGCAGCUACAACACCGCCCAGUGAGGAGGAGUCCAUGUCUAACUCGAAGCGUUUCCUCUGGUCCUCUAGCAUGCCCACCAGCUCAGACGGCACUGAAUGGAAGUCUGUGACACUGCCAAGAGACGUCGGCCAGCGCCACUUUGACUCAGGCACCUUUGGGGGGAAGCCAGCUCUGCCUCGCAAGAGAACCAGCGAGCAAAAAGGGGAGAACGCCCCGCGAAUGGGCACCCUUACUCCCCCACCACGUCUGAACACCUCAUCAGAUGUUUCCUCUGCCUUCUUAGGCAAAGACACUGACCCCAGUCCUGGUUCCAGUCCCCAGGCAUUAACACCUAAGGUUGUCAGGAGACCAGGGAUACCGGGGCUUGAGAACUCCAAGACCAGCGCCCUCCACGCUGAGCUCCUCAAGCCCAACGUGUUCCCUGCUUUAGGGGCAGCUGGAGACGAGUGCCGGGCCCGCAGACAGAAGCACACUGUGGACUCUUCAUCUGUCAGGGAACGAGGAAAGUUACAGAAACCCAAGCCGGCCCCACCUCCACCACCCGCCAAUGCCAAAAAGAUUUCCCGCAGCCCUACUCAAGAACUCCCGUCCCUCUCAUCCUCCAACUCAGACAGCAAAGCUAAGGGCCUCCCCUCCGUCUCAGAGCCUCACCACUCAACCACUGCAAGUGACCAAGCCCGCUCACCCAUCAGUGAGGGCUCCAAGAAGCUGCCCCUGGGCUCCACCUCCAAACCUCAACCGUUAAAGACCUCCACCUCCUCAACUUCAGUAACCACCUCCCUCUCCAGCCAGAGCCUAGGAGGCUUCUCCUCCUCCCUCUCCUCCCCCGGCGACCAGAGCUCGCCCACCGCUUUCAUCCCCUUAGUGAACACACGGCGUUCCCUCCGCAAGACGGCACCCCGCCAAGCAUCCGAGCGCACCCCGAACUCAGCCGUGACACGCGAGAUGGUGCUGGAAGGCACGGAGCUGCUCCGCACCGCCAUUUGCCGCAACUCUGAGCAGACGGGUAGCCACAGCGCCGUGCUGGAGGCCGGCAAGAACCUGUCCAAGUACUGCAUGAGCUACGUAGACUCCAUACAGCAGAUGAGGAACAAGUUUGCCUUCCGCGAGGCCAUCAACAAGCUCGAGAGCAGCCUGCGCGAGCUGCAAAUCUGCCCCACCGCCACAGGGGGCGCCAACGCACAGCAGGACUUCAGCAAGCUGCUGUCCUCUGUCAAAGAGAUCAGUGACAUUGUUCAGAGGUAGCGCCGUAAAAAUCUAAAACUACCAAGAUAUGAAACUUUAACGAACUGUAUCUUACACUAACCUUUAUUCUGAGCAUGACCUGUGGUUCAUCCUGAGCUCAUGUUGGCUCUGAGGAAAAAGAGCAGCAGCAGAGUUUACACUACAGACACUCUGAAACACUUAAGCCUGUGGUUACUGCGGAUGGAAUCAAAGGAACCUCCCUGUAGACGUCUUCAGGCAGAGGUUGCAAUAUUUGAAAGCCUUAACCAUGAAUGAACAGUCUUGUGGCCUCAGUGAGAGGCUCGGGGCCAAUUCUUUAUCAACAUGACUUUUCACCAAUCAUUUCUGAAAUGAUCAUGUCUUACAUAUUCUAGUUGUGUUUUACCCUUUAUCGAUGACACAAGUGGGAAAAAAAAAAAAGAAUAAAAGGCCUGUGAUAUUUGUUUCCAUCACUGUUAGUGCCGAUGACAAUGAGCAAAAACAAAAUGGCUAACCUCAUCUUGUUCUAGGAUGCCUUCUAACACUUAAAUGACCGAUUUCUCCUAUUCAGUGUUCACCUGUAAGCAUUAGGGAGCGUCUGGAACGGCCGUGUUUGUGACCCCAACGCCUCUGUCCAACACAUCCCAUUUUUCCGCAACUUUGCACCAUGUCAUCAGUGAUUGGUUGUGUGCUGACUGAGUGAUGAAAAUGUGUCGGUGUUUGUUCCGUAUGAAUGCUUUGUUUUUCGCAGUAUUUGCAACCAUGUGCCAUAAGAUAAUAAUGGGAGCAAGUGAACGAGGCAGAAUGAGCCUCUGGCCUUCACCUUCUUGCUUCACUGCACACUUGGGUAACAAAUAGUGCCUUAAACACUAUUAGCAGAGCUGUUGCAGAAAUGGCUGUGUUGAUUUGUUUAUUGGAUUUACAAUGUUUGAUUGCCAUACCAAAAAAAAACCUUAAGUCUCCAGUCUAAACUGGAGAGGGACCAGGGUGCACGAUCUGCAACUCAGUAGAUCGGACUGUCGUUAAUGUUGUCCUUAGACUGGACCUUUUUAUUAUUAUUAUUAUUUUUUUUAAUACAAGUUAGAUUUUUCUACAUGCCAGUCACAAAAGCCAUCCGUAGCAGCUCGGCCUUGCAGCAGCAGCAGCAUGCUGUUUUAUCUGUGUUUCUCCGAACAUUUGCCUGAAAGAGUUGGUCUUGAUGGAGGGUUUAUGUCACAUGGUCUAAAUGCUGUUUCAGAGGCCUUUCCACCCCAGCAGAGAAAAAAAAGAAUAUAUCCUGGGGGAAACACUGGACUGAAAUGUUAAUGGAUUUGUCACUUGCUGUCUUACAAAAUAAUGUAUAAGUGAGAAGCUGACCAUUAUGGACUAGGAAAAAAAAAAAAAAAAAAAAGAAAUUCCACUCUAACAUCAUACGUUCCUUUAUGCUCAUCUGUAGCUCUUGGACAUUUUCAGUAUUUGUGCUGUAGUCUUCUCACCCCACGUGCCCCGUCUGACUGCGAUGCCUGACACAAGUCAACCGCAAGCUGCCUUGACUUCAACAUGGUACUGUCAAUGUUGGCUCUGUUUAUUUUUUAUUUUAAUUAUUCCUCCCCAUUACCAACCAUACCACUACUCUACUUUUUGUGUCUAAGCCUCCUCACCAAUUUUGUAGACAAACUUUGCUUUUCCUUUGUAAAUAUGUUUUCCUUUUUCCUAUUUGUUUUUCUCUCUCUAGCCUUGGUGCAAUUAUUGUUGCAAUAAAAUACAAAGCAGUUGUGCUACUUGAAAUACA